Molecule: messenger RNA, 1173 nt
Organism: Malania oleifera
Lineage: Eukaryota; Viridiplantae; Streptophyta; Magnoliopsida; Santalales; Ximeniaceae
Product: ethylene-responsive transcription factor ERF109-like
Exons: 1
Coding region: 114-938 (274 amino acids)
Biological process (GO): regulation of DNA-templated transcription; ethylene-activated signaling pathway
Molecular function (GO): DNA-binding transcription factor activity; DNA binding
Source: RefSeq, a predicted model, not a curated record
AGUCGUCGCUCAAAACUCAAAACUCAAAACCCAAAACCCAACACUAAGAGCCGCCACCACCACACUGCUGCAGCGACAGGCCCACAGCCACCACCAGGGCCGCCGCACCCCCAAUGCAGAAGCCAUCCAAGAAACCCAAACACAGCGGCGACGGCGCUCCAGCCGCCACCUACAUAUCCUCGUCGCCCCCGCCCCCUCCGCGUCUCACCCACGAGGAGGAAGACUCCGUCAUGGUCGCCACCCUCAAGAACGUCAUCGCCGGAGGCGCCAGCACCUCCCAAGAAGUCCCUCUUCCGCCAAUGCUUUCGGAGUUCGCCACCACUUCGCCCACUGUCAGUGGGUCCAGCGGAGAAGCGGUCUUCUACCUCUCCUAUCCCGACACGUGUCACGUCUGCGGAAUCUUCGGUUGCCUGGGGUGCAAUUUCUUUGAGCAUUCGAUUUCGAGCCCGAACCCGAAUCCGAGCCCGAACCCGCAUCCGAAUCCGACUUCGAAUCCUAAUAAUAAUAAGACGACGACGAAGAAGAAGAAAAAUAAUUACCGGGGAGUGAGGCAGCGACCGUGGGGGAAAUGGGCGGCGGAGAUUCGAGACCCGCGGCGGGCGGCGAGGGUUUGGCUGGGAACUUUCGACACGGCGGAGGACGCGGCGCGUGCGUAUGACCGCGCAGCCAUCGACUUCCGGGGGCCGCGGGCGAAGCUGAAUUUUCCGUUUCCGGAAAGCACCGUGAACGAGAGUUCGCAUUCGGAGCAGCAGUUGCAGCGAGAGAAUCCGGCGAGGAGCGGUGGUUUCGCGGCGGAGAUUGUUACGGCGGCGGAACCUUCGAGCCGGCAAGAAAAUUUCUGGGGAAUGGUUGGGGGAGAAGAGUUUCAGGAUUGGACGAUGACGAUGAACUUCUCGGAGGAUUCGCCAGAUUCUGCUACAGGAAGCAUGCAAAUAUAGUUUUUUUAUAUAGUAAUUAGUAUAUAUAUAUAUAUAUAUAUAUAUAUAUAUAUAUAUAUAUGAGGGCGUCUUCUUUUGAUGUUCUUCUUUCUCAUGCAUGUAAGAGUGGUGUUAUAGUUUCUUGGUAAUAUUUUUAUAUGUGUUCUAUUUGAGAACAUAAGCUCGUGAAUAUAAAUUGUAAAUUGUAUGAAUUUGAAUAAAUUUGAAUGUAAAAGUAUCUAUAAUUUUACUUCAA